Messenger RNA from Guyanagaster necrorhizus, 819 nucleotides. Its product is annotated as SMAD/FHA domain-containing protein. Lineage: Eukaryota; Fungi; Basidiomycota; Agaricomycetes; Agaricales; Physalacriaceae. The transcript has 5 exons. The coding region runs from base 1 to 819 and encodes 272 amino acids. The record is from RefSeq and is a predicted model, not a curated record. Gene Ontology annotation, molecular function: protein binding.
AUGUCUUCCUCAUCAAAUCGUAGGAGAGAUGAUUAUUCCUAUGACCAGGAUCGUAGUAGACGACGGGACCGUGAUGGCUACUCUGAAAGGCGGAAUCGUGAUGAUGAUGAGCGACGUCCAAGGGAAAGUCAGGAUAGGAAGCCAAGAGAUGUUGACAGGAAAUAUGGCCGGGACAGGGAAAGAGACAGGGAUCAUGCGUACGGAUAUCGUGAACGCGACCGUGAACUAGAACGUAAACGGGAUCGUGAACGCUACGACCAGGAUUCCAGACGUUCAGCCUCCCCUCGACGUCAGCGAUCCAGCUCAAGAUCCAGGUCUGCAUCUCCGCCUAAAGCCAAGCCGAAUUUCGGAGCAUCCGGGCUUUUGGCAGCUGAAACCAACACGGUCAAAAGUAUUGAUGGAAAAAACUCCACGGUGUUGAAGUACAAUGAACCCCCUGAGGCCCGUAAACCCGUUUUGGGUUGGCGCCUUUAUGUUUUCAAAGGAAGUGAACAAGUCGAGUUGCUGCACAUACAGCGUCAGAGCGCGUAUCUUUUUGGUCGAGACCGGUUAGUGGCGGAUAUCCCCAUUGAUCAUCCCUCGUGUUCGAAACAGCAUGCAGUCAUUCAAUAUCGAUACAUACAAGAAAAGAAUGAGUUUGGAGACGUGAAAGGCUCGAUUAAGCCGUUUAUAAUAGACCUGGAAUCUACGAAUGGUACACACGUUAAUGACGAGGUCGUGCCCCCAUCACGCUAUUACGAGCUUCGUGCAUCUGAUGUUAUUAAAUUCGGUUUGUCGACAAAAGAAUAUGUGCUGCUCCAUGAUGAAGUAUCUUCAUAA